CUGCCCACCCCCCACCCCCCUGCCCCCAACCAGGUCCUUUGGGAGACCUCCAGAUCGCUCAGAAAUUGCUCUCCCUUGGACCUUCUGAACCCAGGUCCCUGGAAAGCCUGGUUCAGAGGCCUUUUCCCCAAAGGGCACAAAACAGGCCUUUUCCUUUGCCCUGCUCAUAUAAUAUUUGUAGAAGCUUGGAUUUUGCUUCUCCAUGCCCUCAAUGAACAUGUAUUUUCCAUCCAAAAUACUUGGCAUGGGUACCACACGAAGGUCAUACACAGGGAUGCUGAGCAGUCCUCCAGUUCAUUAUGUCUGAUUCUUUACCUAGGCUGCUAGCCACUCACCCACCCACACACACAAUUGAAAAUUGCCUUGAUGUCCCUCUGGAGUCCCUGGGGUGAUGAGGAGGCCUACCGAUCUUCCCCUGGCUCCUUACCUCCAGGCUUACCCCAAAGUCCCCAGCAAUCUUAGUCCCAGGAGCCCUCUAUCUAGCUCUGUCCACCCAGGACCACUCCUCAUGGGCAUCCUGUCUACCUCUCCAGAGGCUGGGUUCAUUUUCUCAGUCUGACAGGCACCUCCUCAGCGGUAUCAGGGCUCCGGGGCCUCAAAGGAAAGGGACCUGGACCCUUGAUUUAGAGAACCUGAGAUAAGGCUCCUCCAGCCUGGGUUGGGGCUCUCCUACCUCAAUCCCCUUCUCAGCCAUUUUUGAACAUUGAAACUCCCUGGGGUUGUGGAGGAUGGGGCUAUCCGUUAUCAAAAAACGCUCUGCGCAUCCUGGUGAAGCCUUAUCUCCAGUUAAAAUUAAAUACAAUUUAAAAGGCCAUUUCAGGAGUUUAUUGCUGCAACACCCAGCUUCUUCUCUACAGGGUAGAAAAUCCUGAGAGGCCUGAAGGCCAGCCAACAAGCCAGGAUGCAAUUCCUCCAAGUAGGCACCAGGUGUCGCUGUGGGCUUGUUGUCCCGGCUACCCCCCAAUUCCAAGAACCAUUUUUUUUUUUUCCUCCCCCUUCUCUCCUUUUCUCUCUGUCUCACUCCCUCUCCCCCUUGGUUGGGCUUUGCCAACAUAUCAAGAUGCGUUUCGCCGGCUUCCAUCACUAACCUCCCGGAGGUCAUCAAGCCAAAUUUAUGAGUGGCCGCUCGAGUCACGUGACUCUAUUUAAGGCUCCCUUAUUUGGGAAGAGCGCAUAGGAUAAAGAAAGAGAUAUCUCCACCUAUAAAUUGUGCACUUUGGAGAACAAAAAACCCCUCAACUUCAAAGAGUCACAAAUCACCCUUAAUCAAAAAGGGUGCAGAAAUUUUUUUUGGGCCCUCCCCGCCAUGAGCUCCUACGUAGCCAAUUCAUUCUAUAAGCAGAGCCCCAAUAUCCCUGCCUAUAACAUGCAAACUUGUGGGAACUAUGGAUCGGCCUCAGAGGUGCAGGCAUCCAGGUACUGCUACGGCGGAUUGGACUUAAGCAUCACUUUCCCACCGCCUGCGCCUUCCAACUCUCUCCACGGGGUAGACAUGGCUGCCAACCCCCGGGCUCACCCCGACCGCCCCGCCUGCAGCGCCGCAGCCGCUCCGGGACACGCUCUGGGCAGAGAUGAAGCGGCUCCUCUGAACCCCGGGAUGUACAGUCAGAAGGCGGCUCGCCCAGCGCUGGAGGAGCGAGCUAAGAGCAGUGGGGAGAUCAAAGAGGAGCAGGCGCAGACAGGGCAGCCUGCCGGACUGAGCCAGCCACCGGCCGCGCCACAGAUUUACCCGUGGAUGACCAAACUGCACAUGAGCCACGAGACAGACGGCAAGCGGUCCCGAACCAGUUACACGCGCUACCAGACUCUGGAACUAGAAAAAGAAUUCCACUUUAACCGCUACCUCACUCGCCGCAGGCGCAUAGAGAUCGCCAACAACUUGUGUCUCAACGAGAGACAGAUCAAGAUCUGGUUCCAGAACCGCAGGAUGAAGUGGAAGAAAGAUUCCAAAAUGAAAAGCAAAGAGGCUCUCUAGAGGCAUCGGGGAGGCCCGCCGAGAGCACCCCGAGCCCGCUUCGGUCCCGCGCCUUUCCCUGUCGGUUUUUCCUCUCUAGAUAUCUUGGGGGCAAGAACGGGGGCUGGAGCGCCGGUUCCCCACCUCAGACAAAAGCUCUUUCCCUUGGCAUUGCGCAUCCCUACCGACCCCAGGUUCCCGCGGGGCUGCCCGCGCCGACCGGACUCCCCUCAGUUCUGCUCAGCACCGUGGUCCGGGACAAGUUCCGCAGGGGACCCCCAGACGGCUGUGGCACAGGAGCUGGUGCUGAGCGAACCUGGCUUGGGCCGCCUCUCAGAAUUCCUGCCCCAGCGUGGGCCGCCGGGGUUCAGGUGGGCCCUGCCGCCGCGGCAGGCCCCACGCCCGGACCCUGCGGCCUCGCCCUCUCCUUUGUUCGGGCUUAGGCGGGCCAGGCGGGCUGCCGGCUUGGUGAGAGCAUGGUUGUGCUUGGCAAACCCCGGCACCAUCUCGGGGUGCUUCUUUGUAGCCACUCAACUCGAUGCUCAUUUUUUAAAUGGUCUGCAUAUGAAAGGGGGAGAUGACUGUCUGCCUAGGGCCCCCUCGGCUGCCCUAUGCUCUCUAAACCUGCGCCCCCUCAACCCCAAAACCCGGAAACCCGUCCAGCCUGCGCUCUCUGCAUGUCCUCUCAGGCCCCCAGCCUCAGACCGCUAGCUAGCUCAACUAUUGGGGUUCCCUACUACUAGACCCCACAAAGGUUCUAGAGGCUCCUGGCUGCCCAGUAGUCCUUGCCACGACUUUCGGUGUCCUUCUGCCCAUCGCUAUUGUCCAACUAUUUAUUAACUCCACAUCUUUCCUGAAACUAUAUUUUUGUCAUAUCAAAUAAAGACAAAGAGAGAACAGGACGAAAGAUACAGUGGCUCCUCUCUGUUUGGGGGGCAUGUAUUGGGAAAAGUGUCUAAAUGGGCUGCGGGGUGUUGGGGAAGGCCCACAGCCUUCCAGCGGCUCCUUCAAAAGAAUUUUAGGAGAGUCUAGGAGCAUUGAGUAGAGGCAGGUGAAACUGAGCCCUUUUCCUAACCCUGGCUCCAAGAAGAACCUCUUGGGGAAGGGGAGGACACCCAGACCGUCUCUACUGCCUUUUCCUGUGCUGUGGCUGUCCUAAUCAUUCAGGCCUCAGUACCCACUCCCACCCUGACUGGGUGAAUCUGAGGCCUCUAGACUGACCGCCGCACGCAUUGCAUGCCAGAGCUAAUCUGCAGGGACCAGGGAUCCAUGGCUCCCAGGUGCUCAAACUCAGGCCCUCCUGGGCCUUUGAAGAGCUCUCUCAAGGCUAGGUGGUCUCUGAGGGGCCUCACUGGACAUAGAGGAAGGGUUGA
This is a messenger RNA of Bubalus bubalis (water buffalo), 3327 nucleotides long. RefSeq names its product homeobox C5 (gene HOXC5). NCBI's taxonomy places the organism in Eukaryota, Metazoa, Chordata, Mammalia, Artiodactyla, Bovidae. Gene Ontology annotation, cellular component: nucleus. The record is from RefSeq and is a predicted model, not a curated record. The transcript is spliced from 2 exons. Gene Ontology annotation, molecular function: DNA-binding transcription factor activity, RNA polymerase II-specific; RNA polymerase II cis-regulatory region sequence-specific DNA binding. The coding region runs from base 1307 to 1975 and encodes 222 amino acids. Gene Ontology annotation, biological process: anterior/posterior pattern specification; regulation of transcription by RNA polymerase II; embryonic skeletal system morphogenesis.